Eimeria maxima is the source of this 744-nucleotide messenger RNA. RefSeq lists its product as hypothetical. The coding region runs from base 1 to 744 and encodes 247 amino acids. NCBI's taxonomy places the organism in Eukaryota, Apicomplexa, Conoidasida, Eucoccidiorida, Eimeriidae. The transcript is spliced from 4 exons. The record is from RefSeq and is a predicted model, not a curated record.
AUGGGUAUAUUCUUCCGCAACCGCGAGGAGGACCUGGCGGACCCCGAUUUGAGGGCGUCCCGAUAUUUUCUAUUUAAAAACAAACAAACAAAGGAAAACAAGCUUAAAAUUGCCGAGAAAAAGUACGGCUACACUUUAGGCGAACUGCAUGCGUAUAAACAUGUGAUGAUUCCGCCGCGAAUGCCCGAACCUAUGCAGCAGGCCAACCCGGAGAUGGCGUAUGCUUAUGACCAGAUUCAGAAACUCGUUGAGGUUGACGUGUACGAACAGAAGACGGAGAAUCACUUUGCGACGAGUCCUCAGACUAAGUUAGGUAGAAGCUCUCCCAAUUCUCCCAGCACCGAAGUCGUUUCCGCAACUCCUGCAGCUGCAAAGAGAGCCAUUUCCGAACAGGGCCAUGGGAACAGUCUCCCUGACGCUGUGGACGAGUCAUGCAUUAAGUGCCUCGGCUAUUACUUGGCACUGGACAGAUGCGUUCGAGCGGUGUCCAAGAAAGACGAAAGAAACAGGAUCUACAAGCAUACCCGUCUUCACGCAUGCAAACCACACUGGAUUUGGUUUAACAGAUGCGUUGCCUACCGGGACCAGCAGUUAAUGAGAGAAAUCCAUUCAUGGGAAAGGGAACACUUCGCAUCUUUGGGCACUAAGGAGAGGGAGGAAUAUGUGGAGAGGCUGCGGGGGACGAAAAGGUAUCUCGAAUACGCGGUGGCCCGUUCUCGUGAUGACGUGGAUGUUGUGAGGUAG